This is a messenger RNA of Trichoderma harzianum CBS 226.95, 507 nucleotides long. RefSeq lists its product as hypothetical. The record is from RefSeq and is a predicted model, not a curated record. The coding region runs from base 270 to 479 and encodes 69 amino acids. The transcript has a single exon. Lineage: Eukaryota; Fungi; Ascomycota; Sordariomycetes; Hypocreales; Hypocreaceae.
GAAGGCAAUAGGCCACGAUUCUAAGUCAUUCUACAUGAUCAUGGCCAUCGCGACGCUUGGCGUGGUGAUUUCGUCUGUAGUCAGAGGCGGCUUACAGUCUGAUGAAAGCCAGCAAGAAGACUCUGCUAGAUUCAUCCCAUGCAGGCCUGCUAGUGGUAAUUUGAGAGUAGCUAGCUAGAUUUGAGCGUCCCUUGCAUCUGAGCGAUCUUUCCUGUGCCGUCCUGAGACAUGCUAGCCUGGAUUGCACUCGUAAGUGCCCAAGUGGCCUGAUGUCUCUGCCGCCUCUGGAUGCUGCGUGUGGCUUUUGUGUGGCGUGGGCAGUCUUUUCUUUUUCUCUUCUUGUUCCCUGGUCCAUGAUCGUAUGGAGGUUUGGACCCCAGGCGAUUGAGAUCGAUCAUCUAGAUUUGGACUUGUUAGUCUUGCAAUCUACCCGCAUCACGCCCACCGCGAACAAGGAGAAUUCGAGAAUUGCCAUUUGAGAUGAACAAUCUUGUGUCAGUGCGUAAG